Toxoplasma gondii ME49 is the source of this 1056-nucleotide messenger RNA. Its product is annotated as cyclin-dependent kinase family 5 protein. NCBI's taxonomy places the organism in Eukaryota, Apicomplexa, Conoidasida, Eucoccidiorida, Sarcocystidae. The coding region runs from base 1 to 1056 and encodes 351 amino acids. The transcript has 10 exons. Gene Ontology annotation, cellular component: nucleus; cytoplasm. The record is from RefSeq and is a predicted model, not a curated record. Gene Ontology annotation, biological process: intracellular signal transduction; protein phosphorylation. Gene Ontology annotation, molecular function: ATP binding; MAP kinase activity.
AUGAAUAAGUAUGAGAAGCUCGAGCUGGUUGGCGAGGGAGCCUAUGGCGUCGUCCUCAAGUGCAGAAGGAAGGACACUGGCGAGCUCGUCGCAAUCAAAACAUUCAAGGGCAAUGAAGAAAGCACGAAUGUGAAGAAGACUAUUGCACGCGAACUCAACGCGUUGACACACUUGAGACACGAGAACAUCGUUGCACUGAAAGAAGCCUUCCGAUGGAAAGGGAAGCUGCACCUGGUAUUCGAAUACAUACAUAGAAACCUCUUAGAACUUCUCGAGGCGUCGCCCGCUGGGCUAGAUCCGGAGACCGUGCGCCUUUGUAUCUGGCAGCUAGUUAAGGCACUCAGCUACUGCCAUCGAAACGACAUUGUGCAUAGAGACGUCAAACCCGAAAACCUGCUUGUGAAUCUGAAAACGCGCAAGCUAAAGCUUUGCGACUUUGGAUUUGCGCGUCAACUACACGAAUCGGCCGCGGUUCCUCUUACUGACUAUGUGGCAACGCGAUGGUACCGAUCUCCUGAAUUACUUCUUUGCGACCCCGAAUAUGGCAAGCCGGUAGACAUGUGGGCCGUUGGCUGCAUUAUGGGUGAACUCAUUGAUGGACGGCCGCUGUUUCCUGGCGACAACGAAGUUGAUCAGCUGUAUAAGAUUCAGCUGGUUCUAGGCCCUCUUCUGCCUCAACACAUGGAAAUGUUCAGGCAAAACUCGCGGUUUGCGGGACUCGCUUUCCCCGAGCUUCCUCCGCGGGAAACACUACUACUUCGGUACCGUAAUAAGUUCGACAGAACUGCAAUCGACUUCCUUUCAAAACUGCUCUGUAUGGAUCCAAAAGCGCGACUCACCGCUAAAAUGGCGCUGCAGCACCCAUAUUUCAAGGAACUGGAGUCGGCUGACCGCAGUGCUUGCGUUACAAUAAGGAAUGUGGAGAGUCGCAGUCAACUGCAAAGGGAGCUUCGUUCGAACACGAAUGAGAUUGUCCAGUCAACACUGCCGGCCUCCAGCUGUCAAGCCGACCGGCCAUCUGGGAAAACGACUCCUCCGGUGGGUAGCACGCAGUAG